This is a messenger RNA of Vanrija pseudolonga, 507 nucleotides long. RefSeq lists its product as uncharacterized. The transcript has a single exon. The coding region runs from base 1 to 507 and encodes 168 amino acids. NCBI's taxonomy places the organism in Eukaryota, Fungi, Basidiomycota, Tremellomycetes, Trichosporonales, Trichosporonaceae. The record is from RefSeq and is a predicted model, not a curated record.
AUGCACCCCCCAAGAAACCUCGCCAUCGCCCAGUGGCUCCUCGCUGCCAUCACUGUCCUUUGGGCCACAACAACGUGCCGAUCUCUGUGCAGCGGCCUCGCGCACGCCCCAUUGCUCGACAUUGUCGCCGAUCACGGCUCGGCGGCAGCAGUGGUGACCACGAUCGACGUCGAGGGCGUGUUCGAGGCAGCGGCAGGCUGGCGGCCCGCACUCGGCGAUGAGGCGCCAUCAUCACGGCGACUGCCCGCGCCCGCCGCAGCGGCCCCCGCGACGCCAGCGAGCCCCGGCAAGGCCACGGGGCCGCUCGACCCACAUCUCGCCCAAGUACUGCGCGGCGCACCGAGGCGCAACCGUAGUCCCCGGCCUCAACAUCACCAGGGCAAAGCCCGUCACCACCGCAACAGCGCUGCCAGGAGCGCGGCAACCCGGCCCACCGCCCACGCCAGCACCGAGGGAUACCCCGCCAACGACGUGCUCGUGCCCCCUCCCGUGCCGUCGUGGACUUGA